Messenger RNA from Paramisgurnus dabryanus, 3283 nucleotides. Lineage: Eukaryota; Metazoa; Chordata; Actinopteri; Cypriniformes; Cobitidae. The record is from RefSeq and is a predicted model, not a curated record.
AUACGUGUUAGUGUGUCUAUCUAAAUAGGAAGCAAAGGGAGUUAACCAUGUCUAUUCCACCUUCAACUAAUUCUUCAGUUAACAGGUUCAGAUUCACUGUCUGUGGAAUUUGUCUAGUGGCGCUAUUGCUGUGGACACUGACCUGUUUGAUUACUGUAUGGAGAUAUCUGGAUGGUGGUUGGAUAAACACAUAUCUGCCCCCCAGUCCAAGAGCCCUUUUACUUACAAGACAAAUACAAACAAAUGUGUCAUCCACAAAUUUAGUUCUUGACAUGGGAAUCCGUGAGGAGGAGUGGGAUAGACUCCAAAAGGCUCUUGACUGGGCAAGUUCAAAUCAAGAAAUAACUGAGCUUAAUCUGAGCACAAGUCCAGUUUACACAACAUUCUCUAUUAUGGGACUUAAUAAAACCUACAGAGUUGGAGAAAAGAUCCAUGUUAUUAUUACAGCGAGAGAUCACAACACGAACUUGAAAUCAUAUGGAGGCGAUUUUUUCCAAGCAAAGCUUUUCAACUCCAAAUUAAAGGCAAGUGUUUAUGGGAAAAUUGAUGAUCACCGCAAUGGGACGUACACUGUUGAUCUUCUGCUACCCUGGGAAGGUCAGGCACAAGUGUCUGUGCGACUGGUCCACUCCAGCGAAGUUGUGCAUAUUAUUAAAAAAUACAGGGACUCCUCAAUCCCACGGAGCCUUUAUUAUGGUUACUUUGAAGGGUCAGGACCAAAAGGAAUCAGGAUUAAAGAAAAAGUAGACUGUGGUCUUAAAUGGGGCUCAGAUGGAAGUUGGAUUAAAGGCAACUGCUGCUGUGAAUAUAAGGAUGUAAAAACAGGAACGGAAUGGCAGUGUGAGAGACCAAAGCAACUUUCCUGUGACAAAUGGGUGCAUCAUGAAAGAGGGGCUUUGAAAGACCCAUCAAAUAAAUUUGAACAACAACUUUUUUCAAGAAAAUUAACAAAUGUUGGUAUUUCUGGAGACAAUCAAAGCAUAAAUGUUGUUCAGAACACUGCAAGCAAUGGCAAAACAGUGAAAUGCAGAUCUGGUUUGACUACACCAGUACCUGCAGGUUUUUUUUUUAAAGAUGUCUGGAAGUCUUUUGUAUGUAACACUCAGGAAUUCAGUCCUUUACAAUUGGGAAAGUGUCUUAAAAACAAGAUUGUUUACCUGUUUGGAGACUCUACCACCAGGCAGUGGUUUGAGUAUUUAGAAAAAAAAGUGCCAGGGUUAAAACGAAUGAACCUCCACACUCCUCGCACUGGUGGACCCCUAAUGGCUGUAGAAUUAAAAAACAACAUCAUUGUUCACUGGAAGCCACAUGGUGUUCCCUUGAGAUUCACUAAAAUGUUAAUUACCGAUCUGCAUUAUAUCAGCAAUGAUAUUGAUGAAAUAGCUGGUGGUGCUCAUGCUGUCGUUGUCAUCACAUUUUUUGCCCAUCUGGUUUUUCACCCACUAACAUUUUAUGUCUAUGAAGUGGCCAAAAUUCGUCAGGCUGUUCUUGCACUGCUGAGCCGAGCACCAGAGACUACUGUGAUUAUCAAGUCUGGCAAUACUGGAGGCUUUAAGAACAUUUUUCAAAGUGACUGGCUUGCAUUGCAGUUGAACACAGUAAUGAAGGAGAUGUUCAGUGAUAUUAAUCAAGUGGUCUACAUGGACAUCUGGCAGAUGACUUCCUGUCAUUAUCUGCGUGAAAACAUUCACCCAGGUCCUGUUAUCGUUGCUAAUGAGGUGUGCUACUGUGGGUGGCUCCGGCACACCCGUGGCUACGCCCCUGCCGUGACCCAAAUCUCGUUCGCACAUCAUCGCGAUAUUUAUCAUCCGUUUACAAACGUCGCCACAUCUCGCUUUGUAAGAUGGAAUUACUGGACUUCUCUCCAAUGCUCUAUUACAACGCAGAGAGGCCAGCAUCACUCCACAAAAGUUUUUGUUAAAAAUGUCAACGUUCAGAGGCAUCACUCAGUACCAGUCAUGCAGAAACUUUAUGAGGCUGUUGUAAGAGAUUAGCCUAUCCCCUGUAUGUCACUGAUGCACUAGUAUACUUCAAAGAUGUGAGGACAAGAACAUACACCUGCGAGUAGUCUUAGACAUUGCCUGUGUUGUUGCCUCACAUUUGCAGAUCAAGUACAGUACCAGAUGGCUUGAUGGGUUUGGGCUCACAGACGGAUUGAUUCUCGCUCCUCAAGAAGAUAUCUCAUUCUUUAUCAGAGAGGCACCAGUGUUGAUUUCUGAAGGAGACAUGGAGAGAUGGAAAAAAGCUAGCCCAACAGAAACCAAUAAACACUGUCUGUAGAUGGAAAAGGGACUACAUCAACAGACUGAUUCAGUUCUACAAGUUCAAAUAUUAGAAUUGAGGACUCUGCUAAACAUUGAGAAAAAAUACCGUAUUGGGAGAAGAUGGCAAGAGUCUGAUUCAAACUUCCAGUCUACCCUUAAAGAUGUGGACCGUGAGCUCAGAGUCCAACUGCAAGGCUAGAACUGAAUCAAGGGAGAGAGCAGUCCUCCACCUGAGAAGAAUAUAUCCAGCUUUGCUUCAGAUGGGCAAGGCAUUGCCAUUAGACUCUCCAAGCAGGUAGCCAGCUCCAACAAUAGACUGAAACAGGCAAUAAAAAAAUUACAACAGCAUUCAAUGGUCACCGCAGAUGAGCUUCUUACCUCCGACAAUUGAUUUUCAGGAAUCAUGUGAUCCCUCUUGGCAUGUCUACUUCUGCUUUGAUGACACUAUUGAAGAAGAUGAUGUUUCGAGGAGUCUAAAAAAGCGAGGGAUUGAUGCCUUACAUAUGAAGACUCAUGCAAAAGCUGCUCUCAUUCAACACCUCCAACAGCUGGAAAGAAAACUACAUCAAGCCAUUGUGAUGUUUCACCCACAUGUAUCAGACUUUGUUCCUGCAGACAACCCCCACUUGUGUCAGGCCCUCCCCAUGCCAAGCAUACAGACACUGGUAUACAAUGAUAAGAGUGAUAAUGAUGACAAUGUGGAUAAAUAUGAUAACUAGCACUACAGAUAUUUUUUUAAUUUCUAGUCUGAUAUUGUAUUCUGUAAAAAGAAUGAUGUAAAAUGUAUAGUAUAUGUUGCAGCAUAUCAUAGAAACCUUUAUGGUGGUGUAAUAUAAUGUUCGCCUUACUUGUGCAAACAUGAUGUUUUACUAGGUCUGAUUUAUUUUAAAGCGUAGGUACUGUUUUUAAGCACACAUAUUCACACUAGUCUGUAAGAGGACAAAAUUGUGUGUUUAACAUUGUGAUGUUACUUAUUUACUGUAAUGUACAAAUGUGGUCAAUGUGUGUAAGGUGUUUUG